AUGAAUAAUAAUUUCUAUACGUAUGGCAAAGAGAAUAUUUGCUCGGGGGAACUUCUUUUCCCGGCGAAGCGAAGUAGUAGCCAUGGCAGAAAGACCAAAGGACCUUCUACAUCAACCAAGAUUAAUGAAUGCCCACCAUUUAUUCCAUCCCUGGCCAUUAAUCGAGAUAUAGCUACUACAUUCUCCACGACGUCUUCGGUCUCUGAUGACGAAGUGGAGAAACGUCACCGAUCCAAGCGCGCAUGUCCCGGGAGAACGGUCUACAGUACAUCGGAUAUUACGUCUGACUCUUCCCAGUUUUCCCAUCACCAGUUCGAACGGAAUUUCAACUAUCCGUGUGAUUCCAGUGAUGAGUAUGAUGAUCGUCUAGAUGCUGUCUCUCCGGUUCAGUUGGACCUUCAACCUGAUGUGACGGAUGAGAGUGAUCUGCCCCCUCCAUUGGAACUGAUUCCUGGCCGUUAUUACGCCAGCGGCCCUUCUAGUCCUCAAAUGAUGCCGAAUAGGCCAGUCAGGGAACCUAAGAAACAGAAAUCGACGGAACCUGUAUCCAUUUUCGACAAUAAUUUUGAUCGAUUCAAUCGACCUGAGGAAUAUAAUUUACCUGGAGGGUUGGCAAAAAUGUUGGGAUGUCAUGGUAAUGUUUGCACGAAUUAUUGACGCUUUUGCAAUGACAAUUUAUAAUAUUGUAUAUUUUUUAGGUAUCCUUUUCCUCAAAUUUUACGUCGACGUCAUUCAAGGCACGAUUGAAGUCGUAGUUGAUAAAGGAGCGUUCUUUCUGAACCGUUACGAUGAGGUCUUCUCCAAAGUUAGAGUUGAAAUUCAUCAGAAUCCAAAUUUCAAUUCAAGUAAUCGGAAGAGAGGGAGGAAAGAUCGAAACUUCCCGUGUUACGAGAGUCAUGUAGUUGAAGGACACAACCCCAGAUACAAACUCAAGUUCCCCAUCGAAUUGACGGAAUCUAAUUUUGAAAACCAUGACAAGCUCGGGAUCAGUGUGUUCACCAGGGAUCGAGAAGAUGAAGAUGGUCGAUGGGUGGGCAGCAGACUCGGACAGAUGGCCUUCUCGAUCAGGAAGUUGUAUCUUAAAGGGAGAGAUGUAAGUUUAGAAUUUAUAUUCAUAGCUAUGGGUAGCACGUGCUCGGAAAUGUAGUCUGAGAACUUGCAGUAUCUCUUUAUUUUGUUAUGUUAUACUAUUACGUGAAUUCAGGCGGCCAGAGGUCAUCGGCAUCGAUCCUCCAAGAUGAAGCUACGCCCGGUGAGUUCCGAGUCUAUUUCUUGAAUACUUAAACGGCGGUGGAAUCUCUGCGGAGCCAUUAGAAGUACAAUUGGAUUCUAGAGGAACAUAAAUUUUGCAUUUAUGAAUUCCAGCGAAACUAAUGAAACACUCAGAUUCGUUUUAAAUAUCUAAUUUCAGGUUCUGAACGGCGGUUACUUUUUGUUGGGCCCGGAGAAAGGAGAGUCUACAACGAUGUCACAGGAUAAGGUAGGUCGAGUCUCUCCAACAACCGGCUUUACAUUAUGAUUAGAUGCCUUCCGGAGGGGAAAUGCACUCAUAACCGGGUUAUUUUGAUUGAAUACUAUCGAAGGGGGUUAAAAGACGUCCGUAGAACUAUGGUUAUACGAUAAGCUAGGUCCGUGUCCCACUGUCUGGGCAAGAAAUUACCGUUUUUUCAAAUACAUGUAUACCCUCCCAUUGCAGAUUUUGACCAACAAGUUUUACGACGUUGGCGGUGGAAAUUCAAUGUUUUCGACUUCAUCUUCGACUUACUCGGCGUCGCCAGUCAAGGUAGGCUACUCUCUGCCCUCAGGGGAACAUCUUAUCUUUAUCUGACCAAUCUCUGGCUUUCCUUUUUUGGCCACGGAUGUUUUAUUAGCGGCAUUCGAAGGGAUUUGAGGCCGUUGAAUGACCGGUUCAGCCUGUGCACGCAUCGACUUAAUGGCUGGAUGUACAUACAUCCAUCCGAGGGGAUUUACAUACCAAGGGGGUGAAUGCUGGGGCUAGGCGAAAGUCAAUGUCAGGCAGAGGCUCUGUUCUGUUUUGGCGUUGUAUUAAGGGGAUUUGGGUGAGAGGAUUUCAUCCUUCAAAUCCUUGUAACCGAGUGUAAAAACAAAUGCCGAGUGGGGCCGGAUUGGCAAUGGGGCAGCCGGUCCGGCUCAUUUUGCCUUAAUUUAGAUAUUACAGAAGUCCUUUAUCAAUUCCCUCCCUCGUAUCAGAACUCCGACUCUAUUUUUAGUAGGUCUCCAUCUUCCGCAACGCUGACGCAGAUUCUGGUUAUGUUUUUAGUCGGGAUUAGGGGGCUGGACGGGCUCCGAUACUACCUAAGAUAUGAUGCUAACAGGGAGAGGGUUUAGCCAUUCGCUUAGAGAAAUAGUAUUAUGGAUAUUUGGGGUUAACGGAUCUUUUAAUAACUUCUCUGUCGAGCCUUAUAAUUUUUGUUUUUUUUAUGUGGGGUUGUCGUUUCACCGGUUAUUCAAUUUCCAGAGUUGCAUGUAUGCUUUGCGAUCCUUUCUUUCCUCUGUUCAUGUUAUUUUGUUUGUUAUCAGCAUCACCUUUAUUCUUUGCACUCCCACCCUCCAACCGCCCCCUAAUCACUCUAUUUCUAUGAUGUAAGCAUCUCAAUUGCGUCUAAUUAUGGGCACAUUGAGAAUGAAUCGAUAGUGUUAAUCAGUAUUGUUUUUUGGCGGUGAUGUGUCAUUUCCCAAAAGGAAAAUGGGUCGAACAAGCCUAAGUAAGAAGGGCUGGACCCGCCCUUGCUUCCUCGAUGCAAGCUCGAUUCCUUAAAUUUCCAUAAAUGGCGUCUCAUUCGCUCAGAAGCCGGACACCUGGUUGCUUUUUUCGUUUGACGCACACCUGGACCCCGAUAGGACGGGCGAACGGCCGGCAACGGAACAUUGGGCCGCUGUCUUGCCCUGGAAAAGCAAAAGAGCUCUCUCAUUUAGUGACGCCUGGAAUCGAAUUAAACGCGGCCUGAAGGGCCAUAUGUAUAUCAUAUCAUGACUUCUACUAUUAUGAACUCGUCUUGGCCUGCGCCUACAUCCAGGCGCUGGGCCAAGCCCACACGUCCAACCCCGAUCACCUGUCCCACUGCCUAUAUGCUCCAUUCAUCGGCGGUGGCGCUGUUAUGCGAGGUAAUUGGUGCUGUCCAUCGGGAUGCUUCUGUAGUAUCUAAGCUAAUCACUGCAUGCAAAUUACUGCCAACGCGCUUGACGUCAAUCACCGUUAAUGUUCGCAUGCAAAGUUUCUUUAUCUGGGCUGUUAUCAGUCAUCGUCGUGGUCACCUGUUCUUCGUUUAUUCUUCCUUUUUGUCCUUAGUUUCUCGCGGUUUCCCAAAACUUUUUGGUCUUCUUGUUAUGAGAUUGGUGCUGAUGACAUUCGCUUCUCUUCCGUUUGGCCACUGCUGACAGCCGUGGCCAGGGGGAUGUAUCAAAAUUUCUUCAAGUUUGCCACCUUCAAUCAUCUGCUUGUUUCAGAUGAUGGGCGAGGAUAUUUGCCGCCGACCCUUGAUGAAAGAGGCACGGGGUUCGGCCUCGACUUCCACUUUGGCCGAUCCCCGCCGUCACUCCCUUCAAAUCAACACCAAGUCCCGAAACAAUAAUAUCCGAUCCUUGGCCGGUUCCUCCAGGGUUCCCCAAUAUGUGCCGGCUAUGAUGCAACAGUCGGCCGCCCUUCCCCUGGAAUGCAUUGGGAUGGCGCCGCGGAAGAAAGUCAGUCUCCCCGUGCGCGCCAUCUCCCAAGACCAGCAGUUCAAAAAGAAGAAGGAAAACCUUGACACGAUGAACCUCAGCUCCUCGUCCAACUCUUUCAGCUCUACUGGCGCCGAAUACAAAAGUCGACAUCGGCAUACAUUACCAUACCUGAUGACCACAAGUAAGCCCUUUCUUUUACUUAGUCCGUAUAAACGACGAAGGGAAAGUAAACCCCUAGGGCUUAAAAAAUCUCGGUUAAGACUUUUGACGGCGUCUGGUGGCACUUUAUCAAAGUGUCUAAUCCUUAUUCUAUAUUUCUCUAAAAUGAAUAAAAGGGAAAUGUGGGCCAAAAAAGGAGGCCGGUUAGGACUUCACCUCUCACCCCGAAUACCUUGAACUGGGACCCCGUGUUCGGAGUUUUUUGUUUUUUCCGCCGGAACCACGAAAUUCCGUCGACGGCCGAGGUGAAGUAAAGGGAGAUUAGAUUCGAAGUGCCCGUGGAUGAGUGAGUGAGGGGUGAGGAAGGACCUCAAGCACUGCCAAUGGAGAAGCGGCCCUUCGGACUGACCUCGCCCAGUUUGGACGCGCCGUUUAGGUGGGAGAAGACGAGUUUAUUGAACUCGACUUCUGUCGAGACUCCCAAGUCGACUGAGAUAUUCUCUGGCUUCUGUUGGGCCUGUCGUUAGCCAUUUGACCUGGACGGCACGAGGGAUUCAUCCUUUUUAAGGAUCUUCCUCCACACCUUCCAACCAACCUAUUUUCUAGACCCUAAUAAUUAUAAUAUUUUGCAACGGGUUCCUUGACCAUGCCUUUUCACGGUUGGCGGAUCCAACGCUCCACCCGUUCACAAGAAGAGCCUGGGGGUUCCAGAAUAUUGGCUCGUCUCAAGAAAUCAGUUAUCAAACCUUCUCUAAGUCAAGAUGAUUUAGCUGACACCUCCGAUUUCUCCCAAGCCCCCACCUUGCCGGUUCCCGGCUGUUCUGCCGAUCAGGAGAUCAACUACGGAAUGCUGUAUGCCGACACGGCACCCACCCAUCAUGUCCCACCUCAACGACCAGUCAAGGAGAGCAAGUCGGUCGAUCUUCCGAGGAAAACCCUCUCCACACAGCCAAGCGUUUCGGGUGAGAUUAACUCAAAAAAAUCAUCCGCAAAUCAUCCUUCAGUCAGACGGGUAGCCUCCUUCACUUAUUCCAAUGAUAGUGUCAGCGACAAGAACAAUAAAAGGAUUCAGCCUUCGGGGAAUAGCACCAAGUUCAAGUUGUAAGCUGUGAUUAAAAUUAGUUGAAAUUAUUUUCUCUUCUUUCAGACCAACUACGAUAAGCAAGAUCGGGAACUUCCUCAGGAACCGGGUCGAAAGAGUUGAUCUCACUUUAAGCACGAACAGCCUUUGCCCGACCAGCGAUGAGGUUAGGUCGUGGCAAGAUUCAUUCGAAAGCCUUCUCAACAACAAAGUUGGCUUGGAAAUGUUCAGACAAUUUGUGAUAGGAGAAGUCAGUUCCGAAAAUUUGGACUUUUAUUUGGACGUAGAGGAGUACAAAAAGUGCAAAAACAAGGCCAAAUUAAACCAGAAAAGCCAAGCUAUCUUCGACGCAUACUUCAGAAAAGAUGCACCUAGAGAGGUUUGUUUUCAAUGAGAUUAUUAAUAAAAAUAUAAAUGAAAUGGACACGCUUUUCACUGUCCGAACCAAGAAGAAACCCAAUUGGUGUUUAAAGUUACAAACAAUCUUCUAGUAAGAAAAACAUAUGUGUAAAAUAUGUAUAGUUUUUUGCUUUAAUAGUCACCGAUAUCAUGUAUAAUAUCGUCAGAUUUCACAUUGCAUGUUUAUCGUGUGAAUUACUCGGACGUAAGAGUAAAAUACGCUACUAGGCGGUUAAAAUAAUAUGCGAAACGUUCACAUCAAAAUAUGCUGCUAAAAAUUGAUUUAUGCACAAAAGGAUUCUGAUUUGCGGGACACUGAGAAGUUUUUUUGCGGACAGCGGAAAAGUUUUUCCCUGACGACAAAAAAUAGUGAAAUUAUUUGAUGAUUUUAUUCAUAUUCUUAUCCUUUCCAGAUUAACCUUGAUGCGGAAACCAAAGGACUAACUCUGAAUGCCAUCGAUCAAGGACUGAAUCCAGAAACUUACAACCUCGCCCAAAACAAGAUAUUACAAUUGAUGACAAAAGAUUCCUAUCGGCGAUUUCUCCAAUCAAAACUAUACUUAGAUCUCCUGAAUGCUACAACUCCGCCUCCCUCGGCUUCCCUUCCUGCUUCCUCGCCUUCUCCUCGUACUAGUCCCUCUCCUUUGGAAGAUCCGAGCUCAGGCAAGGCUAGUCCAGUCCCCUCCCUCCCUUCUCGACGUCAUACUGGUCUCCCUAAUGAUCCCUCAGUACCUACGAUUACUGAGUAA
Messenger RNA from Bursaphelenchus xylophilus (pine wood nematode), 6072 nucleotides. Lineage: Eukaryota; Metazoa; Nematoda; Chromadorea; Rhabditida; Aphelenchoididae. The record is from the annotation of a GenBank genome assembly.